AUGGAGGUUCGCUUUGGCAACAUUGUGUUCAGUUCCAAGUUCGACUCGGGCAACUUGGCCCAUGUGGAGAAGGUGAACAAGCAUACACCGAGCCUCCUUAAUGAUGGCACUCAACUCGGGGGGGCCGCAUCCCCCGCCAACAUCCCAGACUACGAGUUUAACAUUUGGACGCAGCACGAUUGCGCCGGAACGGAACACGAGAAUGGCAACAGGUCAUGGUUCUACUUCAGCGUGCAGGGCGCAGUCCCUGGAAGGCUGCUCAAGUUCAAUGUGAUGAACAUGAACAACCAGAGGAAGCUUUACAGUCAAGGCAUGGCGCCACUCGUUCGGACUUUACCUGGGAAAAACAAAUGGGAGAGGAUCCGAGACAGACCCGUCAUUGAGAUUGUACGGAGCCAGUUCAUAAUGUCCUUCACUCACCGCCUGCUGGACAUUCGAGGUGCAACCACCUUCUUCUCCUUCUGCUUCCCUUUCUCGUACACCGAGUGUCAGGAGAUGCUGCGGUGCUUGGACGACAGGCACCGCGACGCGGCACGGCUCGGUCCUGCCAGCUCUCCGGACGAGGUGUACUACCGACGCGAGCUGCUGUGUCGCUCUCUUGACGGCAACCGCGUGGACCUCCUCACUGUGACCAACUGCAGCGGAAUGAUGGACGAGCGCGAACCUCGGCUGCCGCAGCUCUUCCCCGAUGUCGACACGCUUCGACCUCACCGCUUUGAGAACAAAAGGGUGUUCUUCCUAAGCAGCCGCGUGCACCCCGGAGAGACGCCGUCCUCGUUCGUCUUCAACGGCUUCCUGGACUUCAUCCUGAAGAAAGACGACCCGCGAGCUCACGCGCUCAGAAAUAUGUUUGUCUUCAAGCUCAUCCCCAUGCUCAACCCGGAUGGCGUCGUGCGAGGCCACUACAGGACCGACUCACGGGGCGUGAACCUGAACCGGCAGUACAUGAAUCCCAGCCCCGAGCUGCACCCGUCCAUCUACGGCGCCAAAGCACUGCUGCUCUACCACCACUCGCACAAUCGCACGACACACAAAAAUGCGCAACCCGGAACGCCCACAAAGGCUAGCGAUGAACACGAGGUUCCAGCCCUCACCGCCCUGGAAGUCAGCCUGAAUCAGCGCAACGCAAGCAAGGGUGCGACCCCUCCGCAGCUUGAGGUCACCGAGGCGACGGCGCACAACGGCUGGACGGCAAAGAGCAAUGUCAGCAGUUUGUCCAACUCUGAGAUUGUCACGGCCGCCGGUAGACCGCCAAAGCCGCCAAAGGUGGCACCGCCGACACCAUUGGAGGCAAAAAAAGAGAAGCAGGAAUCCAUUCCGCACAAAGAGGGGGGCGUGGCCUAUUACGUGGACUUGCACGGCCACGCCUCCAAGCGAGGCUGCUUCAUGUACGGAAAUAAUCUGCCUACUGAAAACCAGCAGGUGGAGAACAUGCUAUACCCGAGGCUGAUCGCCCUCAACUCCCCACACUUUGACUUCCAAGGUUGCAACUUCUCUGAGAAGAACAUGUACGCGCGGGACAAACGCGACGGCCAGUCCAAGGAAGGCAGCGGCCGGGUCGCCGUUCACAAAGCCAUCGGCAUCCUGCACAGUUAUACGUUAGAGUGCAACUAUAACACGGGAAAGACUCUGAAUGCCAUCCCGCCGGCGUGCCAUGACAACGGGCGGGCCACGCCCCCUCUGAUCCCAUCGUUCCCGCUCAAGUACACGCCGGAAAUCUUCGAACAGGUGGGACGCUCCGUGGCCAUCUCGGCGCUGGACAUGGCCGAGUGCAACCCGUGGCCGCGGCUGGUGCUUUCAGAGCACAGCUGCCUGGGCAACCUGCGGGCAUGGGUGCUCAAGCAACUCCGCAACACCAAAGUCCCGAGCGCCCACCAAGGUACACACCCGCCGAGCAAGGGGAACCAGCACCCCGGCAAGGCGUCGCCACCCAAGACCUUCAUCAACGGUCUGAGCGGCCCGACCCCUGAGGGGUCCUUUGCGCGGGUCCGCUGCAACAGCCAGAGCAGCAGCAGCCUGACGCCGUCCCCCAAGACGCCCAACACGCCCAGCUUCGCCUUCGGGUGCCCACCGCCGCACGCCAAGACCCAAACGGGAGGCAGCCGCGGCGGGCGAGGCGGCGGUCGCAAAUCUGCCGGGCCCACAAAGGGUGUGUCUGUCUCUGUAGACACCAAAAGUGCGGAGAAGAGACGCCCGAUUCCCCACCAUCAUCGUGCUGUCCUGCGUCCCCCUGGCAACAGCCAUACACCCGCCCGCCCCCCUCCGCCACCCUCACCCCCCCAUUCCUCCUCUUCCUCUUCGUCUUCAUCAUCGUCAGUGUGCGCGGUGGCAGCGGCGGCGGUCCCCACCAGCAUUGUUGGUUUGGGCUGCCCAGACUUCCACGCGGGCUCGUCGGCGGCCUGGUCCAAACCAGCUUUACCCCCACGCCCCAGCCGAAACGGAAGAGGAAACCGAAACUCAGGCCACCGCGCCGCCACUGCGACUCCUAAAGAGAGUGGACCAGAGCACAUCCUAGCCUCGGUCAAAUUUACCAAGUGCGAGCUGCAGCCACACGUGGCCGUACGCAACAAGAAGGCAGGGGCGUCCGACGGUACCGUGCCGCGUCUCGUUAAAAGCCGCCAGAAGGGACUCGUUCAAGGAGCCGAGGACGAGCGAAGCAAGCAACAGACGAGUAAAUCCCACAAGAGGACCACGUCCCGAAGCCAUGUUGCGAAAUAGCGACCCUCAGUGCCGACCAAAAUUGGAACUGCGUAUUUCCUCAACGCUGAAUUGCCUCGGGGGAAAAAAAAAAAUGACGCUAACCUCGAAACUGGCCACUGCUUCAUCCGUUCCUAAUGAAGUGGCCAGCGAGUGUCAUGUAGUUUAUUUCCAUCUUAUUAAGUGCAAUCGUAUUGUCGUUGUCAGGUCCAAGUGCCUUCACAGUGAGUAUAAGCAAGCGAAUUCAUUUCGUAUCACAUUUCUCGACACCUUCAACACUAUACUGUGACACCCUAACGUGUAAAAAUGCAGUGAUAGCUUGACUUACAAGCAACCCAAAUGAUUUUUUUUUAAACUAACACUGAAGAUGCAAAGCAAAUGGGCAAGGAGGACACUUUCAACUAUUUCAAAUUUGCGUUCUCAAGCUAACACUGCACACACAGCACCUUGUUGAUGAAUCUCAUUCUGUAAAAUGUUGCCUAUUGGAAGAAUCCACUUGUAUGCUGCUCAUUUAUACACAAUGGAUGUUGUUGUGUGUUUUCAUAGAUUCCAGCAGGUUCCUUUUGAGCAACACAAUUUUUAGAUACGUGCUUUAAUGCCCUAUCGUUUGUUGCUCCUCCUGCGAUUGUCAUAAAACCACGUCACAUGCAAUAUGUUCUCUGUGGACCAAUAAGUGUUAAAUAUAUUUUGUCACCAUCAUGUGUACUGUGGCUACAUUAAACUAAAUGAUUACCACACACUU
Syngnathus typhle (broad-nosed pipefish) is the source of this 3439-nucleotide messenger RNA. It is a transcript of the gene agbl5, whose product is annotated as AGBL carboxypeptidase 5. The transcript has 15 exons. Lineage: Eukaryota; Metazoa; Chordata; Actinopteri; Syngnathiformes; Syngnathidae. Gene Ontology annotation, molecular function: metallocarboxypeptidase activity; zinc ion binding. Gene Ontology annotation, biological process: protein deglutamylation; proteolysis. The record is from RefSeq and is a predicted model, not a curated record. The coding region runs from base 1 to 2718 and encodes 905 amino acids.